AUGGAUACCCAAGCCAGGAACAAGAUAGGGGUGCUCAAGCCCGAGGACUGGAAGAAGCUGGGUUACUCCGAUUCCACAACACCCAACGACGACACUGAGGGUCUGACCAACGAGAUCGACCCAAUCUUUCAUUACACUCACCCAUCGCUGAGCGUUCCAAUAUGGCAUCCUCUCACUAAUGCUGAAUACGAAGACUACCUAGUGGACAUAAGGCAGAUGCUCCAGCUAGCAUCGUUGUUUCUCCGGUCUCCGCCAAGCCUGAACGCCGACUACGACCUCUAUUACAGCCCACGGGUAUAUCCGAAAAAGCGUGUGAACUUUGAGGGCCAGCCAGUGCUAGAGUUCCGUCAUGUUGAAACGACAGAGGCCUAUUGGCCGGAGCGAAGAGACCUGGCCAACGCUGCGCUCGACCGGCUUGCGGGUGUAGUAAGCUUUCGGGUUGUUUCAGAGAAGGAAAACCCCGACAUGGCGGGUGUCAUUGGUUUGAACACGCUCUUUCUUGGGGUACAUCCACGCGGAGUGAACAUCCAGGAUGAUACGGACUUGGCCAAAGGCAUCGGCUCGACGGUCUGGAUCCACGAAAGACUGAUAACCGAACUCAGGCGGUUACGCAACGAAAAAGGUGUCGACAACACCCUCAAAGUUUGCAGCCUUACGGUAAAAGGAGCUGCAACAAUCUGCCACGAGCUCUUCCACGCAAAGUAUAUGGCAACCGACUCGCCAUUGCUCAGAGACACACUAGAGGAAACAAGCCUUCGCAGGCAUGCGGCUAUGACGAAGAGCGGACGUCAGAAGGAGGAUGUACAGAGCAACGAGCCUUUGCAUGAGGAUGAUACCGACGCAGAAGUGGGGUACGUCUGGGAGAAGUAUGUUUUUGGUGGCCACAUUCACUUCGAAGGGGACGUAGACAAGUGCCUCUUCUUUAGCAAGUGGCCAUCCUACUGGGCCAGCAAAAACUACCACAGAAGGGGUCUGUGGCGCAAGAUGAUGACGAGGUAUGUUGUGACGAUGCACUACAUCUUGAACCUUCUCAGGCAGGGAUUUUGGGACGACAUGAAAGAGGGGGAUCUCACUGCCCUCCAAAUCAAAAAAUGGAUCGGCAUCAGAACGAGCUGCCCAUAUUCUGAACUUGAAGACCCUGAUUGGAAUAUUAACGACUCAAGCGAGGGCGAGUAUCCACUGGUUCGCCCCUCUUUACUAAGAAUCUGCAGAGAAAAGGCUGGCGAGGAACUGCAAGUGUCGAGAGCGAACGAAUCAAGGGAAGAGCGGAUCGAUCGACAGCUCUGGGAACAGACUGAGGCACGCAGCUAA
This is a messenger RNA of Letharia lupina, 1311 nucleotides long. RefSeq lists its product as uncharacterized. Bases 1 to 1311 code for a protein of 436 amino acids. NCBI's taxonomy places the organism in Eukaryota, Fungi, Ascomycota, Lecanoromycetes, Lecanorales, Parmeliaceae. The transcript has a single exon. The record is from RefSeq and is a predicted model, not a curated record.